UCUCCUUUCACUCAUCCACCUCCUCAAUUCUACAUUUGUUCUUAUUAUUCAUAAUCAAAACCUUUGCCUCGGCUUCCUUCCUCGUUCAUCAUGGCGUCGGUUACUCUUUCUGUAGCCAAACCAACCCUUCAGGCAAAUGGAAAGGGUUUUGCUGAAUUCUCAGGCCUACGCAACUCUGGUAGCCUUCCCUUUUCCAGGAAAACCUCGGAUGACUUUCACUCAGUCAUUGCUUUUCAAACAUCUGCUUUGGGAAGCAAUGGUGGAUACCGGAAUGGGGUGGUGGAGGCAAAGCUGAAGGUGGCUAUAAAUGGGUUUGGUAGGAUUGGAAGGAACUUCUUAAGGUGCUGGCAUGGACGUAAGGACUCACCACUUGAUGUCAUUGCAAUCAAUGACACUGGUGGUGUUAAGCAGGCUUCUCACCUUCUCAAAUAUGACUCUAUCCUUGGCAUAUUUGAAGCCGAUGUCAAGCCUGUUGGUGACAAUGCCAUCUCUGUUGAUGGCAAGGUCAUCAAGGUCGUUUCGGAUCGCAACCCCCGCAACCUCCCAUGGAAAGACUUGGGGAUUGAUCUGGUGAUCGAAGGAACCGGUGUGUUUGUCGACAGAGAUGGUGCAGGAAAGCACAUUCAAGCAGGAGCCAAGAAAGUGCUCAUAACUGCCCCUGGAAAAGGCGACAUCCAAACCUAUGUUGUUGGAGUUAAUGCUGAUGCAUACAACCCAGAUGAGUCCAUUAUCAGCAAUGCUUCUUGCACCACCAAUUGCCUUGCUCCCUUUGUCAAGGUUCUGGACCAGAAGUUUGGUAUCAUCAAGGGGACCAUGACUACAACUCACUCAUACACUGGUGACCAACGGUUACUUGAUGCUAGCCACCGUGACCUCAGGCGUGCUAGAGCUGCUGCUCUGAACAUUGUCCCAACUUCAACUGGUGCAGCCAAGGCUGUGGCACUUGUACUCCCUACUCUCAAAGGCAAACUAAAUGGCAUUGCUUUGCGUGUACCAACACCAAAUGUCUCGGUUGUUGACCUAGUCGUCCAGGUUUCGAAGAAGACCUUGGCUGAAGAGGUGAAUGCUGCUUUCAGAGAAAGUGCAGAGAAAGAGCUUAAUGGUAUCCUUUCUGUAUGUGAUGAACCCCUUGUUUCAGUCGACUUUAGGUGUUCUGAUGUGUCCUCCACCAUCGACGCAUCACUCACCAUGGUCAUGGGAGAAGACAUGGUUAAGGUGAUCGCUUGGUACGACAACGAGUGGGGUUACUCUCAAAGGGUCGUAGACUUGGCUGAUAUUGUUGCCAACAACUGGAAGUGAUCGGAAAUACUUGUAUGCAACAUGAUGGUUAAUUUUUGCUCAUCUUAUUUCUUUUCGGCUUUCAUCAAGAAUGUAUAAAUUUAAUGUUGGACUAUAUCUGACAUGUUUAUGCAAUAAAAAUCUUGCUUUGACAUUGAA
Molecule: messenger RNA, 1437 nt
Organism: Hibiscus syriacus
Lineage: Eukaryota; Viridiplantae; Streptophyta; Magnoliopsida; Malvales; Malvaceae
Product: glyceraldehyde-3-phosphate dehydrogenase A, chloroplastic-like
Exons: 5
Coding region: 91-1299 (402 amino acids)
Biological process (GO): glucose metabolic process
Cellular component (GO): apoplast; chloroplast
Molecular function (GO): NADP binding; glyceraldehyde-3-phosphate dehydrogenase (NAD+) (phosphorylating) activity; NAD binding
Source: RefSeq, a predicted model, not a curated record